Messenger RNA from Ruditapes philippinarum (Manila clam), 941 nucleotides. RefSeq lists its product as uncharacterized. The transcript has 6 exons. The coding region runs from base 16 to 852 and encodes 278 amino acids. The record is from RefSeq and is a predicted model, not a curated record. Lineage: Eukaryota; Metazoa; Mollusca; Bivalvia; Venerida; Veneridae.
AGGUCAAAUUAAAGCAUGAAGCGCGGCAGAUACCAGCCACCACCACUCAGAAGUGAGGGGAAUGAAUUUUCUUUGCGCAUGAAGCCUCCAAGGAUCGAACAUUUUCAGGCUGGAACUGACAAUGGCUGUAGUGAGGAGAGGAAUGUACAAAAAAGUAAAGCAAAAAAAGUUGGAUUCAACAAAUCAGAUGUCAAAAUGGUACCAACUGAUGAUAAAAACGAAAAGACCUCAGAUGUAGAAAUGAGAUCAGGUCAUACACCUGGUUGCGCUGAUAACAUGUUGGACUUCAGGGAAUCACAGCAUAGAAACUCUAAAAGGAAGACACUGUGUAAUGGAUGUAUAGUUUGGGGAAAGUUUCUUAAAACUUGGUUACCAGGAGUGAUAUUUCCAGGACCAAUGGCUGGUCAGAAACCUGCAAAGCCAGGCUGGACAUGGCUGAUAUGGUUGCAAGACUUUAAGAUAACUCUAAUGGGACUCGGCCAAGUAGUGCAGUUUGCUGAUGGAUUUAGGCAGAACACUACACACAAGCUUUCUUCAGCAAAUGAAAUAGCCAUAGUCAAAGCACUUCAGAUUUGUGCUGACCGAGCUGGGAUACCCGUGACAGGAUUUGAAAAUGUGAAGAGGUGGGGUCUGUUAGAUGGGGGUUUUCUCAAACUUGUCGAAUCUGCUGAAAAAGGAACAGACCUUUUUACACCUAAAACAGGAUCAGAGUUUCCCUCUUACAUUUUAAUUGAAAUUGAAAAAUUGCGAAGGGAGGUUUGUGUACCUGACAGUGACAAUGAUGAAGAGGAAGUUGAAAGUUUUGAGCCUGAUGUUUACAAAGAUGGUACUUUUUUCAUCCCUACUGCAUAGAUUCAUUUUACAUUAUUUCAGUAAAAGAUAAACUAAGGAUGUGUGUCAGGAAUUGAGUCAGUGUAUCAGUCUUAGUACUAUCUGAUCAU